This is a messenger RNA of Neogale vison (American mink), 585 nucleotides long. RefSeq names its product keratin-associated protein 10-8-like. The coding region runs from base 1 to 585 and encodes 194 amino acids. Gene Ontology annotation, cellular component: keratin filament. The transcript has a single exon. The record is from RefSeq and is a predicted model, not a curated record. NCBI's taxonomy places the organism in Eukaryota, Metazoa, Chordata, Mammalia, Carnivora, Mustelidae.
AUGGCCACAUCCACCCUGUCCGUCUGCUCCAGCGACCGGAGCUACGGCAGCCGCGUCUGCCUGCCCGGCUCCUGUGACGCCUGCCCCGACUCCUGGCAGGUGGACGACGGCCCAGAGAGCUGCUGCGAGCCCCCCUGCUGUGCCCCCUCCUGCUGUGCCCCCUCCUGCUGUGCCCCCACCUGCUGUGCCCCCUCCUGCUGUGCCCCCUCCUGUCUGACCCUCAUCUGCACCCCUGCGAGCUGUGGGUCCAGCCCCUGCCAACCAGCCUGCACCAGCUGCUGCCAGCCCUCCUGCUGCAGCUCCUCCCCCUGCCAGGAAGGCUGCUGUGUGUCUGUCUGCUGCAAGCCCGUCUGCUGCACCCCUGUGUGCUGCAAGCCCGUCUGCUGCACCCCUGUCUGCUGCACCCCUGUCUGCUGUAAGCCCGUCUGCUGCACCCCUGUCUGCUCCGGGCCCUCCUCCUGCUGCCAGCCCAGCCCCUGCUCCUCGUCCUGCUGCAGACCGUCCUCCUGCAUGUCCCUGCUCUGCCGCCCCGUGUGCAGGCCCACCUGCUGCGUGCCCGCCUCCGCCCAGAAGUCCUGCUGCUGA